AUAUAAUGAACUCACUGCACGUCCUGCUGCAUCUGAACAUGCUCAGCGAUACCUUACGGAGUUGCAACAGAUUGUGCAAGGAUGGGAAAAGAACAAAUCUUGGCUGCCGAGAGAGAGAAUAGAUGAGGUCAUUCGUGAAGCUGAAAAGUUAAAGAACUGGUUAAGUGACAAGGAGGCUGAGCAGAAGAAGACUUCUGGGUUUAGCAAACCAGCUUUCACGUCCGAUGAAGUGUACGAUAGGGUUUUAGAUCUCCAGGACAAG
Striga hermonthica is the source of this 262-nucleotide messenger RNA. The record is from the annotation of a GenBank genome assembly. Lineage: Eukaryota; Viridiplantae; Streptophyta; Magnoliopsida; Lamiales; Orobanchaceae.